GUGUAGUAAUACCAAUGCCCUGUGCGGGGUCACGCCGCUGACAGCCGCCGCGUCAGUACAGGAAGUGCCACGUGUACGGAGCGCGCAUGUGCGGGGCCGCCCCGGGGCUGGGACUCUGCACUUCCUGCUGCUGCUGCCUGAGAUCCCGGGACUCGGCGAUCUCACUACUACACUAGGAAUCCCGGGCCUCGGUCGGGUGGACGCCGGCAGCAUCCGGCCAAGAAGAGCCACGAUGUGCGGCUGAAUCCCGGGCACACAGCAGCAGCCCUAGCAAUAUCUCCGGGUCCUUCCCUCCUCCCUCUCCCCGUCCAACCACCAUGUCCAGCGCCGGGUACAACUCCCAAAAUGGGGGAUCCGGGCCCCCGUAUUCCAAUGGUCCGCUUCAAAACCCUUUGAUUUAUUCACCACAGCCGGUAGUAGGACAUGGCUAUAGCCCAGCACCUCCUGGCUCACAUUUGCAGCAUGUUCCAGCUAAGGCUCCUCCACAAGCAGGUCCUGGAGUAUACAGCUAUGGUGGGCCUCAAAUAGUUCCACAACCAGGCAAUCAUCAGGGAUCUGGGCAGGUUUUUAAUAGACCACCUAUGGGACCUUUGCCAAUGGCAUUGCCUCAAAACACAAACUCUGCGUCCAGAAUGCCGCCGCCCCCUCAGAACUCAGUUGGAGCGUCAGUAACCCAUGGUGGCAAUCUUUCUCAUGGAAUCCAGCCUCCACAAUCAAACUGGCAGUAUUUUCCAACACCAAUGAGUCAUGGACAGCCCCAGCCUAUGUCAGAUCAUAUGCCGUCCACAGCAGGAAUUGUCCCUCCAACAACCACCACCUUUGGGAACUCAAAGCCGCCAACUACUCAGCAGUAUGCAGCUUCUUUUGGAGGUCCUCCUCUUCAGAACAGUUUUAUGAGUCCAGGUCCUUCUCUUCCUCCUAUGAGCCAUUCUCAGCAAGGCAGACUGCCUUUGGGGCCUCCUCCAACUUCAUCCCCUUCAUUAACAAGACUCCCAGCACCUCCUUCUGGUACACCAGUCGGCAGUGAGCCUGUGCCACCAUUAAUCAGUGCUCCUCCCAGGCAAGAUGGUUUUCCUCAACCCCCAACAAGUGACAAUACUUCAGUUCAGAAUAGCUUUGAUACAAUAGAAGGUGGUGGAUUUAUGGGGAUGGUUCAUCCUGCUCCGCCUCCACCAGCUCCUCAGAAUCCUAAAAUCCCCCGGAAUGUUGGAAGUGCAUACCCAACAUUACCACCUGGUUAUCAGAAUGUUUUUCCAGCGGGUGGCCCAGGUUUAACCCCAACAACCCAGCCAUAUCCCAACAGGCCACAACCCAUGUCACAGCCAACCAUGGGAAUGAACAAUCUGAUAUCCUCAGUUGGAGGUUUGAGUCUCCAGCAAGCACAGCAGUUGGAUGAGUUACGAGCAGUGAAUCUUCUCCAAGAGAGGAACAUAUUGCCACCAGCACCCUUGAAGGCACCUUCUCCCUGUCUGCAGGAAGAUCUUCAGAAGCUCAACUGUAGCCCAGAGUUGUUCCGCUGUACUUUGACCAACAUCCCUCAGACUCAGGCUCUGCUGAAUAAAGCGAAACUUCCCCUGGGACUCCUGCUACAUCCAUUCAAAGAUUUGUCGCAACUACCUGUUGUCACAUCCAGUACAAUAGUAAGAUGCCGCUCUUGUCGGACAUACAUCAAUCCUUUUGUCACUUUUUUGGACCAAAGGCGAUGGAAGUGCAAUUUAUGCUACAGAGUAAAUGAUGUCCCUGAAGAAUUCAUGUACAACCCUGUAACAAGAGUAUAUGGAGAGCCUCACAAAAGACCAGAGGUUCAGAAUGCCACUAUUGAAUUUAUGGCUCCAUCAGAAUACAUGCUACGACCUCCUCAGCCUCCAGUGUAUCUCUUUAUGUUUGAUGUGUCCCACAAUGCAAUAGAGACUGGCUAUUUGAACACUGUAUGCCAGACCUUACUUGACAAUCUAGAAUGGCUUCCUGGCAACACAAGGACGAAGAUAGGGUUCAUCACGUUUGACAGCACAAUACACUUUUACAGUUUACAAGAAGGACUGUCACAACCACAAAUGUUAGUUGUCUCAGACAUUGAAGAUGUGUUUAUCCCAAUGCCUGAAAACCUGCUGGUCAAUUUAAAUGAAUGCAAAGAGCUGGUCCAGGAUUUGCUAAAGAACCUACCACAAAUGUUCACAAAGUCAUCAGAAACACAGAGUGCUCUGGGGCCAGCCCUGCAGGCAGCGUACAAGCUCACAUCGCCCACUGGUGGACGUAUAUCUGUUUUCCAAACACAACUGCCAUCACUAGGAGCAGGAGCACUAAAGCCCCGGGAGGAACCCAACCAAAAAUCCACUGCAAAGGAUAUCCAUAAUUUGACACCAGCGACUGACUUUUAUAAGAAAUUGGCUUUGGAUUGUUCAGGGCAGCAGAUCGCAGUUGACCUGUUCCUUUUGAGCGGACGGUACUCUGAUUUGGCUUCUCUGGGUUGCAUUUCCAGAUACUCAGCUGGUAGUGUUUACUAUUAUCAUGCUUACCAUCAUCAGCACAAUCCAGUGCAAGUUGAGAAGCUGCAGAAGGAAUUGAAAAGAUACAUCACCCGGAAGAUAGGCUUUGAGGCUGUCAUGAGGAUAAGAUGUACUAAAGGCCUUUCCAUACAUACUUUCCAUGGUAACUUCUUUGUUCGCUCCACGGAUCUUUUGUCGCUUCCCAAUGUUAAUCCUGAUGCAGGCUAUGCUGUACAGAUGUCUGUGGAAGAAAAUCUGAGCGAUACGCCUUUAGUGUCCUUUCAGUCUGCUCUUCUGUACACUUCCAGCAAAGGAGAGCGGAGGAUCCGUGUGCACACAAUGUGCCUUCCUGUGGUUUCAGCGCUGUCCGACAUCUAUGCUGGUGCUGAUGUGCAGGCAGUGAUUGGACUGUUGGCCAAUAUGGCUGUUGACCGAUCCAUUGCGUCAAGCUUGAGUGAUGCUCGGGAUGCUCUAGUGAAUGCUGCCAUUGACUCUCUCUCUGCUUACCGCACGUCAGUGCUAACGGCGCAGCAGCCAGGUCUCCUGGUGCCAAACUCCUUACGUCUAUUCCCUUUGUUUGUGUUGGCCCUCUUAAAGCAGAGAGCCUUCCAGACUGGAACAAACGCAAGUUUGGAUGAAAGAACAAAUGCAAUGUGUCAGAUUAAGAGCCAGCCACUAGUGUAUCUCAUGCUGAUGACCCAUCCUAACUUGUACAGAGUGGACAAUCUAUCACUUGAGGGAGCCGUUAACAUCAAUGACAAGACGAUACCUCAGCCACCCAUUCUCCAGCUAUCUGUAGAGAAGUUGAACAGAGAUGGCGCUUACCUGAUGGAUGCUGGCACAAUAAUGCUCCUGUGGGUGGGACGCAGCUGUGGACAGAACUUCUUGACUCAAGUUCUUGGAGUUGCAAACUACUCGGCAGUAUCCCAAGACAUGACUCAGCUGCCUGACCUGAAUACCGCUGAAUCUUGUAGAUUGAUGGCUUUUAUCUCUUGGCUCAGAGAACAGAGACCUUUCUUCCCGACAUUACACAUAAUCCGGGAUGAGAGUCCUCUAAAGACAAUUUUCCUUCAAAACAUGAUUGAAGACAGAACAGAAUCGGCCUUAUCAUACUACGAGUUUCUCCUCCAUCUCCAGCAGCAAGUGAACAAGUAAUCAUUUGCCCUGAGCAAGUGUGCUAUAAGAAAAUUCCUUUCCAACAGAACCGCAUACAGUGCGCCCAGGAUGCCACCACUCUGCAUUAUGAAGUCCAUGGGCCUCAUAAAUUAGGAUGUGAAUACACUGUGAUUUCAACAAAAUGUAUCUAAUAACCACAUUUGGGAAGCUGUAUGUGCAAGCACACGUGCUGUCAUUUUUAUAUGAUGUGAUAAGGAAAAAAAAUUGAGUCCAGACACCCCCUUUGUUCUUGGUUCCUAUCAGAACUGCUAAUGGGCUGUUCACUAGUGUCAGAUGGGCUGGAAAAGCACUACACAGAGGCCCACUCUGGCACCACAUGGUUUCUCCAAUAUUCAGGAGGUGAAAAGACAUUUAAUAAAUAAAGCCAGAGCUUACUUUGGAAUACAGAUUUAUUUUUUUCCUUUUUUUUUUUUUUUCUUCUUUUUUUUUCUUCUUUGCUUUCUUUUAUUAUUUGCUGCUAGUUUUGAACUUAAAUGAACUGAAAUACAAGUUGCUGAUAUAAGAAACUGCUUUAUACUCACAUGUAUAUGUGUGUGUAAAUGUUUUCAUACAUUAACAGAACAUUACAUAUGAAAAUCAAAUGUAUUUACAGCAGGCUAUGCAAGUGAUUUUCCUUACAAUAAUGAUUCCUGUGGUGUGUUUGAGCAUCACCCUGGCUUCAUAGUUUACAGGAGUUAAAGUGUAGUUAAAUUGCUCUCCCAAGCCUCUCGUAAAGCAUGCUUAUUGAUCCAGCGGAAUUAACUCUUUGCAAGAAACGGGAACAUAACAUAUGUUUGUGAAUAUUUCAAGAAGUCCUUUGACAGAAGCCAUUUGUAUUUUAGCAAUAGUUUUCUCCUAAGUUGUUGUAGGCAGUGAUUAAAAAGAAAAUGAUUAUUAAAUGUGGCCCAAAGUUGGUGCUAAAAAUCAUAAUAAUAAAUAUAUAUAUAUUUAUAUAUAUAUAUAUAUAUAUAUAUAUAUUUAUAUAUAUAUAUAUAUAUAUAUAUAUAUAUAUAUAUAUAUAUAUAUAUAUAUAUAUAUAUAUAGCAUGCAGAAGACAAAGGCACUCAGCAGUCGUCUUGAUUAAGUAAAAUGCCUACACCGUUUCGGGGACUACCCCAUGUGUAUCGCUUGUCCCUGACGACAGGGGUAGUCCCCGAAACGGCGUAGGACCGGAAUAAAGGCAUUUUACUCAAUCAACACAACUGCUGAGUGCCGCUGUCUUCUGCACGCUAUUUGGGAUCCAGCUUAGAUCCACAGAGGGCACUGCAGCAAGUAACCAGAUUUUCCCACUUUGAGUGCAGAGUCACACCGCUGCAUAUAUAUAUAUAUAUAUAUAUA
Molecule: messenger RNA, 4979 nt
Organism: Pseudophryne corroboree (corroboree frog)
Lineage: Eukaryota; Metazoa; Chordata; Amphibia; Anura; Myobatrachidae
Gene: SEC24A
Product: SEC24 homolog A, COPII coat complex component
Exons: 23
Coding region: 318-3641 (1107 amino acids)
Biological process (GO): endoplasmic reticulum to Golgi vesicle-mediated transport; COPII-coated vesicle cargo loading; intracellular protein transport
Cellular component (GO): COPII vesicle coat; endoplasmic reticulum exit site
Molecular function (GO): SNARE binding; zinc ion binding
Source: RefSeq, a predicted model, not a curated record